ACGGAUUGCUGGUCGACUUUAACGAUUCGCAACAAUGUCCUCUACUACCACAACAACACAAACAACGUCUCAGGUGGAGACCAAGGCGGUUUCCAAGCCCCUUGGCAUGAGGGUCAAUGGAAAGCAAUGGCACGCCCCCAAAAAGGCCUUCCGUCCCGGCUCCGGGUUGACAUCGUAUGAGAAACGCGCAAAGGAGAGGCAGUUGCUUGCGGCUGUCAAGGCUAAGGAGAAGGAGCUUAAGGAUGAGAAGGAGGCUGAGCGCAAGAGACGCAUCGAAGCCCUCAAGGAGAAGCGGGCAAAGAAGGAGGAGAAGGAACGUUACGAGAAGAUGGCCGAGAAGAUGCACAAGAAGAGGGUGGAGAGGCUCAAGCGCAAGGAGAAGCGCAACAAGCUUAUCAACUCUUGAACGAGGAGGCUGUGAACGGCACUCAGGACAUGCGGAACACCACGUCUCACUCCUUUCCGUCCAACGAUGGGUACCGAACCGAAUCACCGGCCUCGCCGUUCUACCAAUGCCCGAAAGACGAAAGCCAAACCCCCUUCGCAGCGCGGCGUCUUCCUCGGCAAAUAUGAUGGUAGCGGCGUUACUUUAUUUUGAAUGAGUGUCUAUAAUGGCAUGGCAUAAUUGGAGUUGGAAGUUCGCAGCAGCCACGGAAGGCCGUGGUUUGUCAGGAAGAACUCAGCGGACAGGGCGGAUGGAUGAGAAACAACCCGGAAAAACAACGCCAAAAAGAAAGGCGUACAUCAAUGACUAGGUACUGCGGGUGAUAAGGGACCACAGCAAUAUUCUGAUACCCCAAGCAAUUCUUACACGGAACAUAACAAAAAGCUUACCAUUACC
Messenger RNA from Neurospora crassa OR74A, 841 nucleotides. RefSeq lists its product as hypothetical. The transcript has 3 exons. The record is from RefSeq and is a predicted model, not a curated record. Lineage: Eukaryota; Fungi; Ascomycota; Sordariomycetes; Sordariales; Sordariaceae. Bases 35 to 406 code for a protein of 123 amino acids.